Molecule: messenger RNA, 2840 nt
Organism: Falco peregrinus (peregrine falcon)
Lineage: Eukaryota; Metazoa; Chordata; Aves; Falconiformes; Falconidae
Gene: PTGR3
Product: prostaglandin reductase 3
Exons: 2
Coding region: 757-1986 (409 amino acids)
Cellular component (GO): mitochondrion
Molecular function (GO): zinc ion binding; oxidoreductase activity
Source: RefSeq, a predicted model, not a curated record
CGGAGCCUCUGCCCGCAGGCAGCGGCUCCUCGGCGGCGGCUAAUAACAACAUUACGAAGAUUAGCUGCAACUUCUCUCCACUUCUCUAACCUUAUCGAUCUGAUAAUUUAUCGUGCUUUCUUCCUACUUUUCUUUUUUUUUGGUAGAAAGAUAACCUCUUUUUGUAAACUAAAGAAUGGGGCGACGGGGGGGGGGGGAUCCGAGGCGUUUCUCUCUCUCUUUCCCCCCCCCUCGUUUUUUAAAUCCCCUAGUUAGAGGCAGCGUGCAAAUUAAAAGCAACCUUUAGGAGAAAAUCCAGGUUUCCGUACAUCUGCCUCACUGGCAGAAAGAGCGCGACCCGAGUUGCCGCUGGGGCGGUGGCGGGCAGAGGCAGGCAGUGCCCGUGUGUGUGUGGUGAGGCGGGUCAGGCGCCGCCGCGGGCGGGGACGGCGGGCUUGCGGGACGGACGGCAGCGGGAGCGGGCCAGCCUUGCUCCUCGGUAACGCUAGCGGCGGCAGAAGACGACCGGCUGCAGGGGACCAUCUUGCCGCUGCUCCUCUGGCGGCGUUUCCGUGUGGCGGAGGGGCUGGCUGGGUGGGGAGGACGGAGGCAGGCUGCAGCUUGCUGCACAGGGCUCUAUUUACAUACACAAAUAGCUGCGUGUGGAGAGUUUCUCCUGCCGGCUCGGUGGCGGCGGGUCCUGCGAGCUGCCUGGAGAAUCCGGAGCCGGAGCUCUCCCGAGCCGGGGGAGGGGGAAGAGGAGAGCCGAGGCAGGGCAUGAGUUUUAGCGCAAAAAGCGGCGCUUUGCUGAGCUCCCGGGCAGCGCGGUGCUGGUGGCGGCAGCAGCCGUCCUGCGCCGCGGCGGGUCCCGCCUGGUCUUACUUCGGUGGCAGCCGGCCGCGGCCCAUCCUGGACAUGUCCUACUCCCGUCACUUUCUGGAUUUCCAGGGCUCGUCCAUCCCCAGCUCCAUGAAGAAGCUGGUGGUGACUAAGCUGAGCCAAAACUUCAGGGAGGCGGUUACCCUGCGGCAGGACUCGCCGGUGCCACUCCCAGGAGACGGAGACCUCCUUGUCAGGAACAGAUUUGUCGGCAUUAAUGCAUCUGACAUAAACUACUCAGCUGGUCGAUAUGACACAUCAGUUAAACCCCCGUUUGAUAUAGGUUUUGAAGGUGUUGGUGAUGUGGUAGCAUUAGGACUCAGUGCUAGUGCUGAUUUUACAGUGGGUCAAGCUGUGGCCUAUGUGAAAGCAGGUUCUUUUGCUGAAUACACAGUUGUGCCUGCCAAACAAGCGGUACCUCUACCCUCUGUGAAACCUGAGUUUCUUACUUUAAUGGUAAGUGGCACUACUGCAUACAUCAGUUUGAAAGAGCUGGGAGACCUGUCUGAAGGCAAGAAGGUUCUGGUGACAGCAGCGGCUGGAGGAACGGGCCAGUUCGCUGUGCAGCUUGCAAAGAAGGCAAAAUGCCAUGUAAUUGGAACCUGCUCCAGUGAUGAAAAGGGUGGUUUUCUGAAAUCCAUUGGCUGUGACCAUACGAUCAACUAUAAAACUGAAAAUGUUGAAUCUGUUCUUAGGAAGGACUACCCUGAAGGUAUGGAUGUAGUAUAUGAAUCUGUUGGGGGAAAGAUGUUUGACUUGGCUCUUAACUCCUUGGCUACCAAAGGGCGUCUGAUAGUUAUUGGGUUUAUCGCUGGCUACCAAAACCCUACUGGCCUCCAGCCCAUUAAAGCAGAGUUACUGCCAGCAAAACUGUUGAAGAAGUCCGCCAGCAUCCGGGGUUUCUUCUUGAACCAUUACCUUUCUGAAUACAAAAUGGCUCUGCAGCACUUGCUCAAGAUGUAUGAAAGAGGAGACCUGGUUUGUGAGGUGGAUUUUGGAGACCUGUCUCCGGAGGGCAAGUUCACUGGCUUGGAGUCUGUAUUCCGUGCUGUAGAUUACAUGUACAUGGGGAAAAACAUUGGAAAAAUUGUAGUUGAAUUACCUCACUCUGUCAACAGUAAGCUGUAAAAACAGAACAAUGAUAUAAAUCAGAAGAGAGAAAAUGGGCACUUUAUGCCACAGAAUUACUAGAAACAAUUUCUUUUUUUAAAGCUUAGUAAUGGAUAUUAUGUUAAAAAACAGCAUCAAGGUGUUACUAAAAGUUUUUGUGUGAUUUUUUUUUUUUAAUUUUCUUAAAAGUGCUUAAAUCGGUGGCUGUAGCACAGACUUAAUGGACCUGUGUUUGAUUCUGUCGCUUAGGCUAGUGUGAGACAAGAACAUUGUUCUUGACAGAAUAAGCCUUGAUGCAAAAGCAGAUUUAGUCUGUCAGACUGGUUUGAUAAGACUUUAUAUGUAGUUCAGCUCAGAUAAAAAAUAUUAUUUCAGCAAUAUUGAUUCCCCGAUUUAAAAAUAAAAUUGUUAGAACAAGACUAAGUAAAGAGUUGUAUCUUGCAGUUGUUGUAUUAAUCGCUUGAAGUUUCUGGAAAAAAUUAUGCUCUUGAUUUUUUUUGUCACAAACACGAUAAUCAUAAUUCAGUUGCAUCGUGGAUCAUAGUAAUAUUCCUUGACUGUUUACACAAGGAAAUUUAUCCUCCAAUUCUGACAUGUCAGUAAUAUUAAGAAAAGCAACUUGACUUUUUUUUUUAAUUAUGUCUUUCGUAAGUAUAAACAACUGCUCAAUUUUCUUUUAAAUCUUUCACUGCAAGUUGCAACAUAAUCUCAUUUUCUUGCCUUUUCAUUUGCUACUGUUACUGUUUACUGUGGGGUCUCCUCUUUAGUCAGUGUUACAAGAUUAUUGGAGUGGGGUUUUGAGCCAUGUUCACCAGUGUUCAGGUCCUGUAUAUUUUUUUUAAGAUUUAAUAAAGUUAAAAAAGUGAUUUCAA